AGCCGGGAUGGCCACAAACUGGUCAGUGCGUCCACAGACAACAUCGUGUCCCAGUGGGACGUGCUCUCCGGAGACUGCGACCAGAGGUUCAGAUUCCCUUCACCCAUCCUGAAAGUCCAGUAUCACCCUCGAGACCAAAACAGAGUUUUGGUCUGUCCCAUGAAGUCGGCGCCGGUGAUGCUGACGCUGUCAGACUCCAAACAUGUUGUCCUGCCUGUGGAUGAUGAUUCUGACCUCAAUGUUGUGGCCUCUUUUGACAGGCGAGGGGAAUACAUUUAUACAGGCAAUGCUAAGGGGAAGAUCUUGGUCUUAAAAACAGACACUCAGGAUCUUGUUGCUUCCUUCAGAGUCACAACUGGAACCAGCAACACCACAGCUAUUAAAUCGAUUGAAUUUGCUCGGAAAGGAAGCUGCUUUUUAAUAAACACAGCUGACCGGAUCAUCAGGGUGUACGACGGCCGUGAAAUCCUCACCUGUGGACGAGAUGGGGAACCUGAGCCCAUGCAGAAGCUGCAGGACUUGGUGAACAGGACCCCGUGGAAGAAGUGCUGUUUCUCUGGUGAUGGUGAAUACAUAGUGGCAGGUUCAGCACGACAACACGCCCUGUACAUCUGGGAGAAGAGUAUUGGAAACCUAGUGAAAAUCCUCCACGGGACCAGAGGAGAGCUGCUCUUGGAUGUAGCAUGGCAUCCUGUCCGACCCAUCAUAGCUUCCAUUUCCAGUGGUGUUGUGUCCAUCUGGGCUCAGAAUCAAGUGGAAAACUGGAGUGCCUUUGCACCUGACUUCAAAGAGCUGGAUGAAAAUGUAGAAUAUGAAGAGAGAGAGUCAGAGUUUGACAUUGAAGAUGAAGAUAAGAGUGAGCCAGAACAGACAG
Messenger RNA from Chaetura pelagica (chimney swift), 874 nucleotides. Its product is annotated as retinoblastoma-binding protein 5-like. Lineage: Eukaryota; Metazoa; Chordata; Aves; Apodiformes; Apodidae. Gene Ontology annotation, molecular function: protein binding. The transcript is spliced from 7 exons. The record is from RefSeq and is a predicted model, not a curated record. Gene Ontology annotation, cellular component: Set1C/COMPASS complex. The annotation marks the transcript as partial.